AUGGUUGUUCAAGUGACUCGUUCUCACAAGUACAACGAAAAGAACCACGCUGGCCUUGCCGAAGGCAUCGUCCUUCCUCAUGAGAACCUUCCCAAGUUCUUUGCCAAGAAUGGCUUCGAUGGUGUCGACCCCAAAAAGACCAAAAAGAACGGCGGAGGCAGGGGCAACUGGGGCUCGACAGGUGAAGAAGUUGUUGAUGAGGACUUCAACUUUAUGAAUGCUCGUCGCCGCUCUAACAGCAGCACAUACUCCACCCACCUCAAGGACUUCAAGACCAAGUUCGAGAUCAACGAGCCUGAGCCCGUCUUCGAGGAGAGCAUUCACGGCCCGGAGCCUGAAGAUGACAAUCUCUUGUCCAAGACCGAGACUUCUUCCAGCGCCGGAAGCUCGGCCGACGAGAAAGAGCAGAAGUAA
Messenger RNA from Hypoxylon fragiforme, 414 nucleotides. RefSeq lists its product as uncharacterized. The transcript is spliced from 3 exons. NCBI's taxonomy places the organism in Eukaryota, Fungi, Ascomycota, Sordariomycetes, Xylariales, Hypoxylaceae. The coding region runs from base 1 to 414 and encodes 137 amino acids. The record is from RefSeq and is a predicted model, not a curated record.